AUGGUCCAUAGCUUAGUUGGGAAAAUCUUGGAGCCGUUGAGCUUUCCCGAGAGCGAUAAAUGCCUGAAUGCUACUGGGAAGAACAGGAAGGACUGGUUGCCUGAAUGUUCACCCUACGAAAUCAAUGUACGUUUGAGUGCAUGCGUGUCAUCACUGACAAGUGCUGUUAGCAUUCAAGGACUUUCACUACGUUUAAGCGGAACGGCCUUCGAAGAUGUGUUUGUUUGUUCUGCAACGAAAAAGGAGUGUUUUCGAACAGAUCUCAAAAUCAUAACUCCCCAAGAACGAUAUCCAGCUUGCUUAUAA
This is a messenger RNA of Cylicocyclus nassatus, 306 nucleotides long. Lineage: Eukaryota; Metazoa; Nematoda; Chromadorea; Rhabditida; Strongylidae. The record is from the annotation of a GenBank genome assembly.